UCGCGGGCUGUGCCGGCGGCAGGAGGCGGCCAUUUUCCAUGAGAGCGGAGUAGCCUCCGAGUUCCCUUUUCCCUCUGUCCAGGAAGAGCCCGGAAGGGCCGAGAAGCGAGGCCCCGGCCUGAGGCUGCGGAGAGCGGGGCCGGGAGUGGCGACGAUGUUUUCCUUCUCCACCACGGUGCAGCCUCAGGUAAAGGCCUCGCGGGGGGAGGGCGGGGAGUCUCGCUCCGGGAGGAGCAGCUAUUGUUCUGCGUAGCUACUCGGGCUGCUGGGAGAGCCGGGCCCAAGAUGUCGCCGGCGGCGGCGGCGGCCGCGGCUGGAAAGAGAUCUGGGGCGGAAGGAGAAGUGGCCGCCGGCUGGCCGGCCACUUAGAGAGAGGCGGGUUUCGCGCCGGCUUUUCUCGGGAGCGAGUCGAGGUUUCGCGACCCUACAAGAAGAGCCCAGCUGGAUCCUGUUUCGGAACAGACAGCUUCCUCUCACGAAGCCCGCAAACAGCCUCCGGAGGACAGUGGAUUGGCCUAGUAUCGAAUAUCCAGGGCUCUGCUGCUACUGAAUAUGGAGGUUCUGCUUAGCCACCCGUGUUUAAAAUCUCCGUGGGUCGCGGCGCCGUUCUCAAUGUUAUCACUUUCCCCUUUAAAAAAAGUAAUCGGCGCAGCAUGUCUUUGGAAAUUAAACCGUGACGUAUUAUUUCCAUUUGCCAGUUCGGACGCUGGUGCUUGUGAAUUUCAUUAGAAAAGGGACAGAUUACUGUAUUUUCCCGUGUAUAAGACUAUAUUUCCUCCCAAACUUUUUAAGUUUAAAAUUGGGGGUCGUCUUAUACACAGAAUGUUUAAAAUACUUAUUUCUUAAUUUGGGGCUCAAAAAAUUGGGGUCGUCUUAUACAUGGGAGCGUCUUACAGAUGGAAAAAUAUGGUAUCCAUGCACCUUACUGAGUGACAUUCAAUGUCAUGCAAAUAGACUUCUCUCAACCCCUUUCCCUACACAACCCUCCACAUCUGCACUGGAGGUCCCCCUCAAAAUAAUAAAACCUCUGAAACAGGUUUUGGGGGAAGAGCGGGGCUCAAUUCUUCCAGUCUGUUUACUCCUAGAAAAACACUAUUGAACUUUAUCAAAUGCUAAUAAAAUUAUGAAUCUUCGUUUUAGCCUACCUGCUUAAUUGUCUUUUUUCUGAACUAAAAAAGCCCAAGCACUUCAACUUUUCCUUAAUAGCAUUGUUAGACACACAAGUUCUAGGUAGGCAGGUCUUGGGUUUAAAGGUCAGUUGGGUUGGUGUACAGUAGAGAAUAAAGAAUUUUAUUAUCUGUUUAACAAAAUUUAGAAGAUUUUGUUUAGUUGUCAUGGCUAGCAACUGUUGGUAGGCUAAUCGUCCGUGAAUGCUUUAUAUGGUUUAAAUUGAUGUUACGUUGUCAUGUUUAAUGUCCUAACAUCUCAGAAAAGCAUCUGCACCCUUACUAUCUAAUGCUGUACACUGGAUGCUUGGGUUGCAAACGUGAUCCGUGUGGGAAGCACGUUCGCAACCCGCAGCCCCGCAUUUGCGCACGCGCGGGUUGCAAUUUGGUGCUUCUGCGCAAGCGCCAAAACCCAGAUGUAACCCAUUCUGGUACUUCCGGGUUCGGCACAGUGCACUACCUGAAGCGUCUGUAACCCAAGGUAUGACUGUAGUUGCCUUUUGAAGAAUUUUGUAUGAUGUAACAUUGUCCAUGGAUGACAUUUAUUGCAUUCCUAUGUAGAAUGCUUUUUUUGGGGGGGGGGCACUAAAUCAUGCACUUGAGUUGGGGGAAUGUUGAAAGCAAGAUGGGACACCAAACAGGUAUGUCAAGUUUCCAGUUAGAGUAGUAUGUAAAGAAAUGUGUUGUUGUUGUUUUAAAAGUCCAGUCGUACCUCUUGUUACGUCAGUCUCCGGUUGCGUGUUUUCAGGAUACGAACACGGCAACCCUGGGAGUGUAUAUUUCCAGGUUUUACCGUGCGCGCAUGCGCAGAAGCACUCUGAACUUCGCGUGUGCAGAAGCAGCUCUCUAGUUGCAGACUUUUCGGGGUGCGAACGGCACCCUGGAACAGAUCGAGUCCGUAACUAGAGGUACCACUGUAUGUUCUGUUUUGUUGAAGCUUAUGCACUUAAGCAAUUUCUUGUGAUCAGAAGAAAAGCCAAUGAGAGAUGAGCCCUGAAGCAAAAACAGUAGAAAUUGAUUCUUCUUUGAGAACUGCUGAAUGCACAGCUAGACAGAAAGAAUACUAAAUUACAUUGAACCCUGCCUUUUUGUAAAUAUCAGGAAAUUUGCGAGAGGCUGUUUCUCCUAAUAAGCAGGGCACUGGUUUCUUGGUACUGAAGGAAAUUAACUAUUUCCUUGCAAUAAUAUGUUUAUUCUUUUAAAAAAGUUGUUGCUUUGUGUUAUAGAAAACAUGCCCAAAGCAUUGUUGUUUUUAAAAAAAAAUAGGAAAAAAGAUUUGUUGUAAAAAUUCAGAUUAGAUUAACGUAGUCAUUUUAAAGAUAGUGCUUUCACAUAAACUUUCUUUUAUACUAGGUCACAGUUCCAUUGAGUCACCUCAUCAAUGCCUUCCAUUCACCCAUAACUCCAGCUCCAUCAUUUGCUACACCAUCUACCCAGUGUGUACAAAAGGAAGCAGCACCCGAACAUGAGGUACAGAAUAGUGAGGUAAGAAUCUUCUGAUAGGAGUGAUAGGUUUAUUUGUGUUCGUGUAUCAUUUAGCAUGAUUUAAAUUUGCUUGGUGCCUUACAUGUGGCAUAAAAAGGAAUCUUAUAAAGCAAAUUUUGAUACUCCUUUUAGUAUUCUAUACUGUGCUGUAACAAUCCAGAUGGAGUAGUAUUAUUAUAUACAAAGCUCUCCACUUAGUUUUGAAAAGAUAGAAUUUUCUGAUAUGCAAGUAUUCAUUUGUGCACAGCUGGUUAAAUAUUUUUUGUGCACUGCAGUUACAAAUAUAAUGACAAUUGUUAUUAAAUUUAUUACCCUGUUCUGCUGAAGUUGCCUUUUUGAGGAAUAAGACAACUUUCUUGGUCUCUAAGGUGCUACUGGACAUUUUUAAAAUUUUUUUGGAAGGAUUCUUUUAAAGACUUUUUUAGAACAAAAACUUUUUUUAAGGACUUGAUUCUUUUAAAGGAUUUUUUUCUGGGAAGAGCUUUUUUAAUAAUCUCUUUCAAGAUUUUAUUUAUUUUGACUACGGCAGACCAACACGGCUACCUACCUGAAUCUAGAGAUUUGGGGUUGGGUUGCAGUCCUGCAUGCAUUUACCUGAGAAUAAAGUUCAGAGUUAACAUGCAUAGGAUUGUAUUGCCAGUUACAGCAGAAAUUAUAACUCUUUGAAACUGUUAGUUUAUGAGGAUAACUGAUGUAGAGCUACAGCCCUUCAGUUUGAAUUAGCCAUGUAUAUUUUGCAAUAAGGUCAAUGAUAAUUUCUUGAUGUUUGAAACUGCACCAAAUAAAGGCUUUUAUUGUACAUAGAUACUACUUUCAUUUGCUUUGAGUAAAGAGCAGUGACUUCAACUUAGAAAUUGUAUUUUGGAAAUUAGUGACUGCACAGUUUAAACAAUUGAUGGAAAUAAGUUGAUAUUUUGAAUAGCCUUAAUGAUUGGGGCUUGCGGGAAUGAAAUGGGAAAAGUGUGUGUGUUCCAAUCUGCUUCUACUUUGGGGACCCUUUUUAGAAUCAUAAUAGUUGGACAUUUCUUCUCUUUUUCUUGUUUUGAGUAAUCUGAUGUUCUUAAACAUUUCCAUUCUUCAUCUCUUCUUUUUACAGCCAGUACUUAAUAUACGAGACCUAGGACUUUCUGACUUGAAAGCUAGCCAGUUUGAUGAACUAGUGGACAGGCUACUACCUGGCUAUCGUGUAGAAAACAAAAUCUCUUCACACUGGCAAACAUCGUAUAUAUCUGCACAGUCCUUCUUUGAAAAUAAGUAUGGUAUGUCUUAGGAUCUUAUGGCAGCGAAAAGUUGAAUCACUUACUGAAUUGAAGCCAAGGCAGCAUCACAUCCCACCUCUUAAUAUAUGGUUCCAGUGAGAUGCUUGCUUUCUGCUUCAUUUCCAUGCUUAUUUCUUCUAUGAGGCCUCUGUAAUGCAGGGAUGGCAAAGACAUUUCAACAUGAAUCCUCUUUCCCUUCUGGGCAUCCUUCAGGUGGAUGUAGGAGUGUGUGUGUCAUGCCUCUGCUGAGCAAGACCAGAGGCAAAAGUGGGCAGAGCAACAAACAUGAGUUUGUGCACCACAAAGUAGUUGCACAAUUGGGUUAUUAGACAUAAAACACAUAUUGAUCACAUCAGUGGCCAUAGUUAAGAGCAAUAAGAAACAUGCAAAGAAUGUGUGCACACCCAUUUAAUUCUAAAUGGGACUGUACCUGAACUUGGACAUGUAAAUAACCACUUCCCUGAUUUCAUAUGGUGAGUAAGAACUUUCUUAAGGCAACUGAGUACUGGAGCUUUUAUAUACUUAAAUAAGUGAUUCUUUUACAGGCUGUUGAAAUACUAUUAAGUACCAACGUAGUUCAGUGUGGGCUAGUAAACAUUUUUGUGGACCUUUUUUUCAGGGCUGCUUUUCAUAAUAUUACAGGGACUGAAUAAAAUAUUAUUUGCAGCCUAAGAAUGCAAAAAGCAAUCUUGUUCCCAAGAGGAAGCUCUGUUAAUCACAGCAGAACUCACAGAUAAAUGUGGAUAGGAGCAGCAUGUUCAUUUGAGAGUGAAUCAGACUGAUUAACUCUCAAAUGAACUUAAAAAUGUGAAGUUUAGACUAUAUGGAAUUGGCGGAAAUGACUGGCAGAAUCCGUGACCAGGGAGAAGAGUCGGUGGAGGAAGAUUGGAAGAAAUUUAAAGAUUAUCUACAGAAACACUGCAAAAUUAAAGAAUGUUAGAGUGAUGUUGGACUAAAAAUAAGUGGUUUCCAGCUGUACAGGAUUUAAAGUUAUAGACAGACUAAUUAAAGAUUAGGAUUAAAAAAGUUGAAGGAAAUGGAAAUUUGGUAUUUAAGAGGUAAAAUUUUUAAUGAUAUAUUAUAUUAAGAUUAAAGAUUGGGAUUAAAAAAAGUGGAAAAGAAAUUGCUGGACAAACAACUUGGACUGGAAUACAAAAGAGGGAGGUAUGGGGAGGUCCAGAAAAUAAGUAAAUUCAAAAACGGAAAUGGAAAGGUGAUAUUGUUUUUUAAUUGUUCUGUUUCUUUCUUUCUUUCUUUUUUUCCUGUUUUUUAUUAUGUAUUGUGUAUUUGUGUAUUUUUUUCUAUGUUUUUCUGUUUAAUCUUUCACUGAAAUUUUAAUAAAAAUCAUUAAAAAAAAAUAAAUUAAAAAUGUGAAGUUUAUUUAAGUUAUAUAUGUUUUGAAAUAGAUUUUGGAGACUCAUUUUAUCCUGUAAAAUAUUUUAAACCUAUAAAGAUUUUCUAAAGCCAUUGUUUAGCUUAGUGAUUGCAAAAAAAAAUUAAUGUUUUUAUGGUAACUUCCUAGGUUUCGCAGAUGUCUUUAGUGUCUUGCGCUCAUCUUACCUGUACAGACAGCAUCCUAGCCCCCUCCAGAGUGUAUGUUCAGAUCUUCAGCGUUGGCCAGGUAUGAAGUAAGAAUAUUCUUCUUGAUUAAAUUGAUUUAUCUGGCUGAAGAACGUAGUAUAUACUACAAGAUGAAUCCUGAGUUCCCAUCAGUGGAACUCUGCUCAUGUGAUGCUUAUUAGAGGAAGGAGGUUAUUCUCCCUGACUAAUUCCUGUGCCUCUGAAAAGCUGUUCCAGAGGGUUGGAACUUAUCCCUGCUUCACAGGAGGUGGACCUGGAGGCUGAGAAUGGGACAACUCUGGAUCCAACUCUCUAAAAUUACAUAUUAUUUAUAUGAUAUAGAUGAAAGUAUUUAGCAUUUGAACAUAUUUAGAGUAUAUUAUUAUCUUUACUCAGUAGUCAUAAUAAUUAGUUGUAUUUUUGAAAUUUUACUUUCAUUGCCAGUGGUUAAUGUAACACUUGUAGUGACUGACAGUCAAGCCUUCUCAGAUUUCUGUUUCUCACAAGUUUAGAAUUCUCGACUGAACUUCAUUGAAGGGAAGGGAGUUAGUAUAUUACCUAACUAGCAAUUGCCUAACUUGCAACUGAUGCAGGUACUCUUAUUUGUCUGUUAUUUACGGUUUCUACGAAGUUUGGAGACUCCACAGGAGCUUUUGUACAUAUGAAUGUUCUGUAUUUAGCAAGAUCUUAGAACGUAUACAUUUCCAAAAUGUCCUUAAAAAUUGCUUGCCGGAAUAGAGUGAAUUGUUGUUGCUAUAGGAUGGCGAGUGUUGCUAUUCUUUUAAAUAACAUAACUGGGAUCCAAAGAGCAGCCUGAAGGGUGCUUAAUGGGGGGCUGAAUUUUCAAAUUUGAACAGCAGCCCCUUCCCUUUUCCCGUGCUGUAUUAAGCUGCUUUGAAACUCCAGAUAUUUUUGUAUGUGAUUGCUGUACAGCAUGGAGGAGUACUGUUUUGGGGGAACUACUCAAAACACAGACACACCCACCCACACCCACACAAAAGCACAGAACCUGGUGUUUGGCUCUUUGCAUAGGCUGUGUUUCAGGACUUACACUAAAAAAUUAAGUAAGGAAAGAAUUUGCAUAAGAACUUCUGUUACGUUAUCUUGAAACAAUGUGUUAUGUGUUUUAAGUUUUUAUUCAGACACGAGGUUUUAAGACACUGAAAUCAAGAGCAAGACGGCUGCAGUCUUCAUCAGAACGAUUAACAGAAACAGAAAAUGUAGCGCCCUCAUUUGUAAAGGCAAGUCUAAAGAUUUGUGUGUUCCGAUCAUAACCUCUUCUGAUGCCUGUUUUAUACAGUGUCUUAAAAAAUACCUGACCCAUUAAAAAUUGGAAGCCAAGUCCCUCUUCUCAGGCGUUUGUAGACUGAAGUAAUUGAGGACAGGUAAAAGGUGAUUGAAAGGGAGGGAUCAGGAAGAGAUAAGGGAUUUAUGAAUCAUGAUGGUAGUUGUUAGAAAGCUGAUGUAGGAAAAGAUGGGUAAAAGGGAUAAUUGCUGAUAGGAGGUAUACAAGCAGAAUCCUUCUGAAAUACAUAGAUGACUAACUAUAUACCUUUUCACAUCUAGAAUGUUAACAAUUUCAGCUGAAUGAUACUGUAAUCCAAGCACUGUAAAAUCCAACAGACAAGAAUGUCCUGGAGACUGAUGGAUAGUGAGAUUUCACUGUAAUUACCGUAUUUUUUGCUCUAUAAGACUCACUUUUUCCCUCCUAAAAAGUAAGGGGAAAUGUGUGUGCGUCUUAUGUAGUGAAUGCAGGCUGCGCAGCUAUCACAGAAGCCAGAACAGCAAGAGGGAUUGCUGCUUUCACUGUGCAGCGAUCCCUCUUGCUGUUCUGGCUUCUGAGAUUCAGAAUAUUUUUUUUCUUGUUUUCCUUCUCCAAAAACUAGGUGCGUCUUGUGGUCUGGUGCGUUUUAUAGAGCGAAAAAUACGGUAUUUGAAUUGCUGCACAGAAUUCUAGGUUGCUGUCCAGUUACAGUAAUCUGCUUGUACAACAGACUUUCGCUCACACCAACUUUCCAUUCCUCCCCACUGUGGCCUCCUGCUCUGGAGGGCUCCCCCGCCCCGAGCAGGAGGGGGUGCUUCAAGGUGAAGGACAGAAAAGGGAAGUCUCGUCACAUCCACUGCCACAAGGUUGGCUCUCACCCUGCAUGAUGCACUUGCGAGCCUUUCCCUUGCAAGUGGUAGCAUUACUACUCUAAUUAUCCAUUCAUAUAAAAUGGAAAAGGUCAAUGCAUGCUGAACCUUAAGAGAGAGGAGAGUGCUCUUCUGCUCAUGUUCUGUCCCUGUUUCCCACAUGCAUCUGGCUGGCCACUGUGAGAACAGGAUGUGAGAAUAGGUGACCUGAUCCAGCAGGCUAUUCUUAUUAUGUGCCCCAAAAUCUGACCCCUGAUUUAAAAACUAAUGCAAGUGUUUUCUCCAUCAACUCCUUAGGGUCUCCUACUGAGAGAUAGAGGACCUGAUGUUGAAAGUGUAGAUAAACUAAUGAAAACAAAAAAGAUACCUGAAGCUCAACAAGAUGCCUUUAAAACUGGAUUUGCAGAGGGCUUUUUGAAAGCACAGUCACUCAAUCAACGUAAUGGUUUGUUUGUCUUAUUCAAAGUGUUCUGUUUUGUAUAUGCGGUGUUAGAAUGGUGUUACAGGUCACAUUACACGGUAAAUGAACCCCCUUUGUGCCGUAUCCAUAUAUGGUAGAAAAAUAAGAAUUAGGCAGCAGGUUCUUCAUUGUCAUUGUCCCACAAUGUCAUUCCCUUAUGAGUUAGUCUAGCUGAUUGUCAGUUUCCUUGGAUUUUAUACCAUACAAAAAUUGCUUGCCUAAUAUAUAUUUUGCUUCUUCAGAUUCCAUAAGACGAAACCGUUUCUUUGUCCUUGUUCUGAUCCUGCUUGGCCUUUAUGGUUUGUCGAAAACUCCUUUUUUAUCUGGUAAAUGCCCCUUUAUGGAUACUGGUUUGUUAACUUUUCAUUCUUCUUUAAUCUUUCAUUUCCUGUUUUGCUUUGUAAGGCUAGUCUGUUAUUUUAAGUCUAGAUUAAAAUCACAAGUUGAAUGAACUCAAAAAGUGGUGUACGCUACUCCAGGUGAAAACAUCUAGUGUUCUUUUCUCAGAAAGGAGUAAUAGUUGGGAAAAUAUAUCUUAGUAAAAUUUGAACAAGAACAUUUCAUAGGCCUCACUUUUCUUAGGACAGUUGAAUAGUUCAUUUUAGCAGCCUAAGUAGUUGUGUCUCCUACUGCUUUUCAGUACAGUCGUACCUUGGUUCUCGAAUGGAAUCCUUUAGUUUCUCAGAUCAGACCAUUAUUUUUAAAGACAGAGUUGUAUAGAUCUAGUGUGUCAUAGAAUUACACCUCUGGAUAGUUCUUCAACAUUCUUCCAACCCAAGUAAGUUCUUGCAUUUCUUCCAGAAGCUUUGGCAAAACGUUGGCAGUGAGUUCAGUAAUGGGUCAUUGAGAGUUCUGCAUUGUAGAGAUUUGGUGUGCAGGUGAUAUGAUUCAGAUGUUGGAGAUGGGCGUGGGGGUACACUGCACAAGUCUUCAUAGGUAUAAAUAUCUGUUUAGCUGGGACUCAGUGAAUGGCCUGAUAGUAUUUGAUGCUGAAUCAUUACUGCAGCUAAACAGAUGUGGGCAUAGUCAGUUCUGAGAGCCACACGUUAGAGUACGAUACAUGUGACCUAAAGAAUUUGUUUUUUAAAGAAAUGCUUAGUUGAACAUUGGUAGGCGCAAAAAUUGCUCUGACAAAUGAUACUGACAAAAUGACUUGUCAGUACAUUAAUCUGUUUUAACCUUUGCUUUUAGUGCGUUUUCGAACAACUUCUGGGCUUGAUGCAGCUGUGGACCCUAUUCAGAUGAAAAAUGUUACCUUUGAACAUGUCAAAGGGGUAAGUUCAAAUGCUUGAUGUCCACCAACUAUUGAAUUGAAAUUCAUUUAUGUAAUAUAUUGAUAUACCACACAAUACUUAAAACAGUUUAUAAGCAAUUUACAAAAAACAGCAAACAGUGACACACGGAAGCCACAGUGUAAUGCAAUGCAAAAUUUGAAGAAAACUGCAACAGAACGCUAUAAAACAUAAAUCCAAAAACAAGCACAGCAGCACAUGUUGAAACAUUUUUAGGGUACACAAUCCUUUCCUUCUUGAGCCUUCCUCCUGCUUGUGACUGACAAAUAUAGAAACCACUGCCUGUGAAUGCACCCUGAGCUCACACACAUCCGCAGACUACUGGCUUUUCCAUUCGUAUGGAUCAUGGAAUAAACCCAAGAUGAAUAUUGGAGUGGGUCUACCAAUAUAGUUGGAUAGUGGCCUCUCACACUAGCUUUUCUUCCUAUAAUACUUGCCAAUAUAUGAUGUGCCUCUUGUGGCUCAGCUUCUGGCAGCUUUAUCUUUGCUGUGCCAGGAACUAUUCCAUGAUGAUGCAGUGUAGUGUUGCCAGCGUAGGUGGCUACAUUCUCCAUUUGCCUCCUGUAAUGACUAAAUUCCCCUCUGUUGAUUUUCACAAAAGAAUUACCCGUGGAAAACAAAUUCUACAGAUGGAUCCCUGUUACUUUUUUAUAAAUCAGACUAAACAAACUACUGCUUCCUUACAUGCACCUCUGAGUAUUGUGUUUUCUCUUAAAUUGUUCCAUCAUGGUCUUACAUGUGAUCACAAUUGAGGUUUAAUUGCUUUUUCCCCUCAGCACUGUACUCUGAUAAAUUAUGUAGGAAUUAGUUCUUUUUUCCCUUUUACAGUUCUAGAGGUUUUACCUAGUAUAUGUUAUUAACUGUAUGCCUUGGUUUUUCAGUAAAUGUUUUAUGUUAAAUAAACAUAGGCCAGAGACCAGUGUAGUUCUGUGUCUGUUGUCCAGUGGGACUUUGGACUUUACUUUCUUAAAAUAGCAGACUUCCUCUUGCCACAGGGCAAACUGCUUUGGGAAACAUGGGAGUUUCCAGGCCAGCUGACUAUACAGCAGGGGGCCUUGUAUUUUAAAAGAAAAAAAGUUAUACUGGGGGUGCGCACGAGCCUUUGGCUGUGCUUAAAAAUAGCUCAGGAUUGUGACCAUAAGUCUACCUAAAGCUAAUUUGGCCAAAUUAUAAAACCGGUCUUCUAAAAAUGUUGGCAUAAUAUAUUUAUUUUUAAAUUUUAAUUGAAUGAAGGUUGAAGAAGCAAAGCAAGAGUUGCAAGAGGUGGUAGAAUUCUUGAAAAAUCCUCAGAAAUUUACUGUACUGGGAGGAAAACUUCCUAAAGGUAAGUGUGAGCUUUUGAUUAUUGACAGGUGCUUUCAUGGGGGUGUUCAUACCACUUGUUACAUUGCAGUCCUAUUUGAUUUAUGUCAGGCAGGUAAUAAUGUGUUGUCCCUGAGAGGGAUAUGUAACCUCAUGUGCCUCUUUCAUGAACAUCGUUAAAAUCCUACAGCAGGUAUUCCUCCACUGUCAGAGGCAUUCCAUAGGAUCCCCUCACUCCCCCAACACACCCCUGCAUUGUGGGAUAAAUUAUACCAGUCCUGACAUACUGGGAAGGAAACAAAAAGAAAAAAGAAAAAAAAGAAAGAAAACUGCAAAGGGAAAGGAAGAAUAUAUCCAAAGCAGGCAUAGAAAAAGGCAGUUUGUCUACCUUUGCUGCUACUCUUUUUGGAUUGCUCUGCCCUUUGUGUCUUUUAAAUUUGUAUUUAGUUCACCCUCCCCUUUUGUAACUCUUGUGAAUUAACUUUUUUCACUCAGGGGAGUGUGUUUGUUGUCCAGAUUUUCUUUAUGUAUACUCUUUGUAUUGGGUGGGGAACCUCUGGCCUUUGGGCCUAAUUAAGCUUUGCCAUUUGGCCCAACAGCCUAAUAACCUGACAUCAUGUAUGAUAUCAGAACCGGUGUGGGCUGGUAAAAAGGUAGCUGGGCUCUUCCAAAAAGGGCUUCUGAAGUUUACAAAGAGCAGCACAGGGUUCUUUGCAAGCCCUGGGUGAUGCUUUGAAAUCCUGACAGCUGAUUGUUGGGGUUGGAAGCGCUGUGUCACCUGACAUUGUGAUGUUAGGUGAUAGACAGAUGGGUGGUCCUGCCCUUAUAUUAAAUACCUGCCAGAUCCAGAUCCACAUCCCUAGCCUGCAUCGUUGUCCUCCUUCUAGCUGGGCUGAAAUCUGCAGUGACUAGAAUCACUUGUUGAGAAAUUAUAAAAAUUGGGGUAAACAUGGGUGAUAAUCAGUUCUCCAUAUGCUUUGUCAUAAUUUUAUUUCAUUCUUUCACCAGGUAUUCUGUUGGUCGGACCACCGGGAACUGGCAAAACUCUUCUUGCCAGAGCCGUAGCAGGAGAAGCUGAUGUUCCAUUCUAUUAUGCCUCUGGAUCGGAAUUUGACGAGAUGUUUGUUGGCGUUGGAGCCAGUCGCAUCAGAAACUUGUUUAGUAAGUACAACUUAGUUUUCCCUUGAACAUCGGCUAUUUUCAUGAAGACAUGUAUACCUGAAGGAGCAUCUCCACCCCCAUCGUUCACUGAGGUCCAGCUCCGAGGGCCUUCUGCCAGUUCCCUCAUUGCAAAAAGUGAGGUUACAGGGAACAAGGCAGAGGGCCUUCUUGGUAGUGGUGCCUGCCCUGUGGAACACCCUCCCAUCAGAUGUCAAGGAAAUAAACUAUCUGACUUACAGAAGGCAUCUGAAGGCACCCCGUUUAGGGAAGUUUUUAAUGUCUGAUAUUUUAAUGUAUUUUUAACCUGUUGGCAGCCGCUCAGAGUGGCUGGGGAAACCCAGCCAGAUGGGUGGGGUAUAAAUAAACUAUAUUAUUAUUAUUAUUAACUUAUUUCAGGAGUGUGGAUGAACACACUUUGAAAUCUAGCAGUUUCUUAUUGAAUAAAUGCUCUUAAGUCUAAGCUCUCUAUUAAAAUAAAGAAGGCUGUAGCAGGCAUCAGGAAAAUUCAAAAACAUUCUCUUAUUAUUAUCAUUAUAUUAAAAGUCUGAAUUCUGUCUGAACAGUUGUAACCCAAUAUACGUAUGUAUAUAUUCAUUGCAGUCUGGACCUUUAUCAUGGGCCCAUUGUUUUAUCCCUAAUUCAGAGAACAGUUGUUUUCCUUUUGACUGUUUUCUAGCUAAAAUAGCAGUAGAAACACCGAAAAGCUAUUUUUCUGGAAAAGUGCAAUUCAUGAGGGUAGCCAGAAUAAAUUUGUGAAUCUCAUAUUAGAAAUGUGUGACUAAUACAAAAUGGUGUUUGUAGUAUGAAGAAAUAAAUUUGACAUGUUGCAUUCUUAGGGGAAGCCAAAGCAAAUGCACCAUGUGUUAUAUUCAUUGAUGAGCUGGAUUCUGUUGGUGGCAAAAGGAUAGAGUCUCCAAUGCAUCCCUACUCAAGACAGACUAUAAAUCAGCUCCUUGCUGAAAUGGAUGGGUAAAUACUAAUUUUCUUUCUGAGCCAAGGGAUUAUCUGUUAUAUAGGAACAUCACAAUAAGGAGAAUGAGCGUGGGGUUCAUAGGGAGAGGUGUGUAGCCCCCCCCCCCCAGCAGUAAAAUAAUUUGAAAUCUGAUAUGUCACUUGGAAAGAAUAUCAUAGCCAUUUAAGGCAUGUUCAGAUGCCUGGUAUCCCCCUAUAUAGCAGGGUAGCCAAGCCCUGGGAAACCCCAGAUUACUAUACUUUAUACAGUUUAUACUGAUGCUGCUAUUCCAACUAGUUGGUAAGCCUGCAGCACCCUCUUCUUUCUUUGACCAGGGCACAAAGUGGUUGGUAUGCAGGCAAGGAUUGUCUAGGUGCACAGCACAGCACACAUAGUUUAGUUAGUAGGGAUGAUGCCUUGGUGGUUACACUAGAGUAGCAGGUCUACUGAUCAUGCUUUGGGCUGGUGUCACUAAUUACAGCCUACCUACAAGCCUGUUUCAUCGAGCCAUUUGCCUUGAUCACUGCUAAUCCAGAUUUAGGACAUGUCACUCACAACUAAGCUUUCAAAUUUGCAGCCAUAAGAUGGCCAUGAAAAGAGGAUAGAUUGUGAGUUCUCUGAAUACCAGUUGCUGAGGGGCAAAAAAUGGGAGGGCAUGCCCUACUGCGAGGCUUCCUAGCAGCAUCCAGCUAGCUGUUGUUGGAAAUGGGAUUUUGAUUCACUGGACCUUUGGUCUGGUCUAGCAGGUCUGCUCUUACGUUCUUACUAGUAUUCUUCUGGCAUGCCUGCAGAUUUCCAAACAAAUGGAUGAGCCCCACUCUGGAGCCUUAGAUUGCUUUUGAGUCAUGCCCAAUAAAGGGCUUGCAGUGUGCGUUAAGCCCUCACUGGACUGCAUGGACAUUGCUGUACUCAUUGUAAGAACAGAGAAACUCUUCACACCGAAGUAUAUUAACAAAAGCUCUUCUCUCUCUCUCUCUCUCUCUCUAGCUUUAAACCCAACGAAGGCGUCAUUAUCAUUGGUGCAACAAACUUCCCUGAAGCCUUAGAUAAGUAUGUGUGUGUGCGUAUAUAUGCAUAAAACGUAACUUUGCAUGGUUUGAUUUUGUGCAUAUAUGACUUUGAAAGCGUAGGUCAGUAAUAGCUAUUAAAAUUUACAAGGUACUAUUCUUGCAUCAUGUCUAUAUUUUUAUCUUUGAAGGCAGCACUCAGAAGGACUAGCCCCUUCUAGCUAUCAUUAUCCGGAACAGCAAAAAUGACAGCAAUGGCAGCCGGAAUGUAUCUAUGAAGUGUUGGUUCAUAAAGUACCUUUUGCCUUGGGGGUUCCUGUAAUCCAAGGAGGGUUGUGAGGAGGCCAUUUGCUUGUGUGAAACAAUCUUUAGUAGGUCAGAAAUAUAUUAGCUGCUCACUUUACCCCAUCAUGUUCUUAACUCUUAAAAAAAUAAAAAUCUUUUAAGUCAUCUGGUUAGCAAGGAUCUUAAAUAUAUUGAAUCAUUCACAGAAUUGUUUUUCCUCCCCAAUUAGUGCUUUGAUACGUCCUGGCCGCUUUGACAUGCAAGUUACAGUCCCCAGGCCAGAUGUCAGGGGCCGAACAGAGAUUCUGAAAUGGUACCUGAAUAAAAUAAAGUAUGAUGAAUGUAAGUAUAAAUACGCAACUGUUAUCUUGGGGGCAGGCAAUACAGAAAGUUGUUGUAGAGUGGCUGUAAAUUUUAAUCUGUUUCUAAGUCGCUCUGUGACCUCUCUAAUUUAGAUUUGUGUUUUGAGUUCUGAAUCGCCUUGAAUAAAACAAAUCUCUCUGUUCCCCUUUCACUAUACUGAGGAAUCUGAAAUGGCUAUAGCUUUUUUCCCCUUUUGGCCAAAGUGGAUGAAAUUUAGGGCGCAUGACCUAUUCCAGUGGAUUAGGUAAAGGUAAAGGGACCCCUGACCAUUAGGUCCAGUCAUGGCCGACUCUGGGGUUGCGGCGCUCAUCUCGCUUUAUUGGCCGAGGGAGCCGGCGUACAACUUCCGGGUCAUGUGGCCAGCAUGACUAAGCCGCUUCUGGCAAACCAGAGCAGCGCACGGAAAUGCCAUUUACCUUCCCGCCGGAGCAGUACCUAUUUCUCUACUUGCACUUGACGUGCUUUCGAACUGCUAGGUUGGCAGGAGCAGGGACCGAGCAACGGGAGCUCACCCCGUCGCGGGAAUUCGAACCGCCAACCUUCUGAUCAGCAAGUCCUAGGCUCUGUGGUUUAACCCACAGUGCCACCUGUGUCCCUUUCCAGUGGAUUAAAGCAUGCUAAAUUGCAAGCAAAUACGUCCAGGGGCUUUUUGAGAGGUGGGGGGAGUAAAACAGAUUUAUUCUGCCCCCCCCCCCCCAUAAUCUAAUUGGGUGGUGGUGGAUAGGGAAUAAUGUCUUAAUAAAGAAAGCAUAACUGUUGAUGUGCUUUAGCAAAGACCAUUCCAAGCUCUUCAGUACUCCACAGGCAACCUUUUGGACAGCCUCACUAUUUUCAAUGUCCACAAACAUAUAGGAAAAUAUGGAGCUAUAAGGUAAAAGUGUAGAAACACAGCAACACAAGACUUUGUAGAGGAUCUGAUCUGUCGGUUUAUUGACAUUGUACUUUGAUGUGGGGACGGGAGGAAAACCCCAAAUUCACUCCAGUUUUUGGCCCACACACAAAACCCCUAGUUAUUACAUGCUUGUGAUUGAAAUUCAGAAUCUUGUCACCAGUGGGAGCCAGAGUCUUUGAUUCUGCUUACAGUAUUGCUUGAAUAAAUCAGUGCUCUGUUCUUGAUCCAUAUUGUGAUUAUAGUGGCAAUAAAAUUAAAGUUCGCUUUAAUGUGAAAAGCAGAUUUAAAGAAUAUUAAUUUCUCAGAUUAGGUUGAUAUAGGACUUUGUGUGUGUGUCUUACUGCAGCUAUUGAUGCAGAAAUCAUUGCAAGAGGAACGGUAGGAUUUUCUGGAGCUGAAUUAGAAAACCUAGUGAACCAAGCUGCAUUGAAAGCUGCGGUUGAUGGGAAGGAUAUGGUUACUAUGAAGGAGUUGGAAUUCUCAAAGGACAAAAUUCUUAUGGGUAGGCUAUUUCUGAAUUUGAAUUUCUGAAUUCAGCGAGGUAAGUAUUUUGACCUUGGGCACUUCGUUGGAGUUAAGUUACAAAUACAGCGCUUACAUGCUACACUGAGGGUUUUUGGGUUUGCAGAAAUACAAAAAAGGGGGGAACCCCCAAAUAGCCCAGUGAAGACAGAACAUGCCCAAAAGCCCUGGAGCUCUGAUUGGUGGUUGACUAUUGAGAAUAAACAAUAGCAAACUGUGGGGCGGGGUGAAUGGAAUGGAGUAUUCUGGAACGGAGUAUCUUGGCUGGCACCUUGAGAAGAGCAUUCCCCAGUGCCGUGUUUUGCUUGUUCUCCUUGGAUAUACUAAUAGCAAAAUUUAGUGCUGAGUUAUGGCUGUGGAGCCCAGGUGGGACUUCUGAGCAUGCGCAGGGGAAUCUCAAGGUUUGAAGAAGUAGAAAAAAUAUUUAGGGAGGAAACAAAUAACGGGACAAAAAACCCUUCAGAAUAGUUCAGUGAGGACUGAGCCUACUAAGUCUCCACUUCACUGUCUGCAUGGUGGUGAGAAAAGAAACAGGGUUGUGGGUGUGAGUGUGCAUUAUGAGUAGAAUGGAGCAUCUGCUUGCAUUUGGUCACUUUUCAGCUUCUGUGAUUUCCUUUCUUUGAUUUCAGGCCCUGAGCGUAGAAGUGUAGAAAUUGAUGAUAAGAAUAAAACAAUUACAGCCUAUCAUGAAUCUGGGCAUGCCAUCAUUGCAUACUAUACUAAAGAUGCGAUGCCAAUCAACAAAGCUACCAUUAUGCCACGAGGGCCAACACUCGGACAUGUGAGGAUUUUGAUUUUGUAGAGAAUACCCACUUUUGACUAGACUUUGACCACUUUACUGCUUUACUUUUUCAACAGAGCUGAUAUCAAACACCUGGCAAUAUAUUUCCAUAGUAUAAUGCAAUUGAAAUGAGAACCUGGUUGGUUGCCGUGGCAUUCGUAACGGAGGUUCACCUUCAUUACAUAGGCGCCAGGCGAAACUUUUUCUCUAUAACCAAGCCUUAGGCUGAUUAACAUCCUGCGGCCUUUUAAAUGUGUUUGAGGGGAGGAUUUACUGGUUUGUUUUUGUUUUCCUAUGUAUUAUAUGUUUUCAUUUUGUAUCUUUAUGAUCUGAACCACCCUGUGAUCUUCAGUUGAAGGGUGGUAUACAAAUUUAAUUAAUAAUAAUAAUAAUAAUAAUAAUUGCCAUUUUAGAAAUGUAUUAUAUACACCCUGCAGUGCUGUCAGUUCAAAAAAGACAUCCACAUUGUGGAUGAAAACAUUCAUUCAUCUGGCUCUGCUGCAUUUUGAACUUUGAGACUGUAUUGCCCAAAUACAUGCACAAAAUUGUUUCAUAGCAGAGUUGGAGGUUUCCUACUCCUGCUGCAGGGGAUGUGUGUAGAAGGUCUGUUACCUUUAGUGUACCGUAAGCCAAGAUUGGCCAUCAGCAAAAAGUUGCUGUUGAUUUGUUUCUCACUAAGAUACUGCAUGACCAUGACAGGUCCGGACAGAGCCUGCAGGACUGCAGGUGUCUACUCUUUGGGAAGCAGGUUUUAGUUUGGGGUAGAGAAACCAACAAACGUCUCAGAAGAGUAUCACGGCAGUUAGUAUCCUCCAACUCGCCUUUGUUUCAAGAUUGUCAAAGCAACUACAAAGUGUAAUUUACUAUUUUCGUGAACUUUAAUCUCUGCUCACACAAUUUUGUAUUAAAGGUGUCUUUGCUGCCAGAAAAUGACAGGUGGAGUGAAACUAGGUCCCAGCUGCUUGCCCAGAUGGAUGUUAGCAUGGGAGGAAGAGUUGCAGAAGAACUUAUAUUUGGGGGUGAUUACAUCACAACAGGUCAGGAAAACCCUGAAAGAAACAAGAUUAGUAUUCAAAAUGUUUAACUUCUAAAUCGGAAUUACUUUUGUAUAAUUUCUUUCGUUGUUGUUCAUUUAGGGGCUUCUAGUGAUUUUGACAAUGCUACUAAAAUAGCAAGGCUCAUGGUGACUAAGUUUGGAAUGAGUGAGAAGGUAAGAUCUAAAUAUCUCCUGUUUGAGUUUUGGAUGCUGUCCUCUUUUCUCUCCGCAUUGAUUAGGAGUCCUUCAGGACGUGGUAUCAGAUCCUUGUAUUAAAUUGCUGUUAUCCCUCUCUGGAUCUUUAGACAGUAGUGUAUUAUAAAGCGAAAUUUACGUUACAAAUUGAAAAUGUGUAUGUGACCAACUCAGCCUUACGGAUUAUCAAAGAUAUGAACAGCGUGGGUGAAUAAGAAACACAUUUUGUCAUUUUUUCUUGGAGAUUAUACUGUGCAAAGCAAUUUACAGUAUGGACUUGACAAAGUAGUAGUGAUAAGUGAGACACUGCUGCUCUCCUGGCCUCCCAGCGCAGGGUCACUGGCACUUACCAAGAGGGGUGGGGUGAAGCAUGGGAGUAUUAAAUUGGUGCAGAACAAUGGAGCCAAUCUCCCCAAGCUUCAUCCCACCUCUUUCCCUCUGUGCUGGAAGUCAGGAAAGCAGCUCCCACCCACAGCACCUCACCAGCCGCUACUGUAUAUGUUACGCUGCCAUGUUCAUUUCACAGCACAUUUGGGGGGUUGGGGUAUGCACAUUUUUGCUCUAUACCACAGGGAGAGCUCAAUCAAGCACCAGAAAGCAUUUACUCCUUCUGCCUGCAUUCCCUUAUAUGUUUUGUUUCCUCCUGGUCUGCCCCUUCCUUUCCGUCAUCACAGAUAGUGAGAUUUCUCUUAGAUGCAUGAUCUUUGUAAUCUUUUUUAAAAGCAACAAGUUAAGACGAUGAUUAAAAAUUAAUAGUGAAUAAUUUAAUAGGAUUAUCCAGCAAAAUGUGUGAUCGGUGACGAAGGCUGCAGUCGUAUACACUUGCAGGGAGUAAAUAAGUCCAGUUGUGGACAGUGGGACUAACUUUUGAGUAGACAUGAUUAGAUUUAUGCUGACAAGCUCCCUCCCAUCCAGAUUUAACGAAGCUGUGAUAUAGUGCUGGGAUACUUCUGUGUACAGCCACAGCUGCUUAAAUAUCAGACACCUUGAGGGCCUGUUGCAGCACAGUAGAUAUUAUUUGCUGGGAUGUUAAAUUGCACCACAGUUGCAAUGUAAAAUGUCUCUUUCUCUUGUCUCUUUCUUUUGCUUUCUAUAAGCUUGGUGUCAUGACCUACACAGAUACAGGGAAACUCAGUCCCGAAACCCAGUCCGCAAUUGAACAAGAAAUAAGAAUGCUUUUAAAGGUAAGAAAAAGUGUGAUGGAAUAACUGGAAUAAAUACUGGGUGAAUAAAGUUUUCCUUUCCUUGGGUUUCAUGUAUAUAUCUAGUAAACCAUAAAAAUGGCCUAAAUUCUAAUUCAGUUCAUGGUCCUGUUAAAAGUUCAGGAACUUCCUUUAGCACUUACUAGCAAUAGAACGUUCUUCUAGCUCCUUGUUGCUAGUAGAUUCCUUUUUCAUAUUCAGUUAUUUAUCUACCUUAUUUUCCCCUUCCAUCCAUUGUGUUUCUUACUUGUUUUAAACUAAAAGAUUUUAUGGAGUCUGGUUUCUGCAAUGAGUAUACAAGAAUAAAAUUGAAACGUGAAUAUUUGUGGCUUUAUUGAAAAUAUUAGUUCAGGGGUCAAUCUUAAAACAGUUUUUAGAAUACAUGUCUUCGAUUUCCAGUUUCAUUGCAAAUGAUCCUUAAUGUGUGUGGUUUUUUUUUAUUAUGUGAUAGGAAUCAUACGAACGAGCGAAGAAUAUAUUGAAGAACCGCACAAAAGAGCACAAGAAUUUAGCGGAAGCAUUGCUGACCUAUGAGACUUUGGAUGCCAAAGAAAUUCAGAUUGUUUUAGAGGGGAAAAAACUAGAAGUGAGAUGAUAUCUUCCUUGUUAAGCGUUCUAAUGGAUUACUUGCAAGAAUGCAGUAGUCUACUUAUGCAGUGUAGCCCGCCCCCCCCCCCCCCGAUGCGUGUGUGGUAAUAAUCACAUUUCUUAAAGAUAAGCAAUUUGUCUUGUGUGCUUUUGUUACAUUUUACCUAACUUUUUGUAUUUCCAUAGAAAGAGAUGCCAGGAGCAAAAGAAGUUCCCACAAGUAUAGAUAAUACGAUCUCAGGGUUGAAUCCCGCUUCUUUGGAAACCUCAAAUACUGAUGCUGAAUAGUAUGUUCUUAACAUAUCUUCCCUAGCUAAUUGCUCCAUGUGGACUUGGACAUGUUCAAUCUUGCGGCUUGAGAUCCCUUGAAAUGCUGCAGGAUUUACAAGUUGCAGAGGGGAUGACACCUCCAUUUAGUCUUAAUUCCAUGGGCAGUUUAUAAAACCAUCACUCAUCAUUUAGGAAAAAAAACCACAGAUUUUAUUUAGCAGGUCACAUAAGACUACAGGAAGCUGGGAACUGGCAUUGCUGUAACAGAGCUGCUCCUUGCCCCCCAUUGGUCUUCUUAUAAAUGCCAGGGUGUUGGAAUCCUGGAGCACAAUAACUGGGCAAAGAAAUAAUAGGGUUUUCUGUUUGGAUGCCUUUAGAUCACAUGACGGGGUACGGGGACGGAGUGGAAAUUAAUAGCUAUGAAGAAUUGCACUGCCUCUUUGGAGUCAGUUGGGAAGACAUUUCCAGUUUAGUUUAGGUGGUAUGGGGGUGUAACUGCAUUGCUCUGAAGGGUGCUAUCCUGUUGAAUUUUAAAAAAUGAGAUCGUGUACGGCUGUUUUAAGAGCUCCCAUCAAUUUUCUUAGAAGGCCGUAUUGAAUCAGUCGGAGAGUAUUUUAGAUUCCUCUUUUUGUUCCUUUUAAAUCACAGUCCAUUUCCCCCAAUAAAAAUACAAUUUUUUAAUUUGAAAUCUUCCAAGUCCUUCAACCCAGGUUAUGAGCACAUAGUACCCAAACAGUAAAAUGUGUUCAGUUAUCUUCUGAAAUGUUAAGAGUUGGGCUAGGGUGGAGUGGGAGACAAUUGCUAGUAGUACUAGUGUUUUGUGGGAGGAUGGGCAGUGGGUGGGUUAUUCUCACAACUUUAACCCCUACACUUCUCCAUUCAAAAUAGGCAUUUAAAAGAGAAAAGGUUUUAUGCCAGUCAGUGGGGGGAAUGGAAUAAAGUUGGCAGUGAACUUUCAGACUAGUGCUAACAUGACAUUGCUGUGAAUACAACUUGACAGUGUACUUACUUUUGAAUUGGUUUAAGAAUUCUUUCAAUUCAGCAAAUUCAGUGCAACUUUCUUUUUUUGCUUUUCCCAUUCAGCUAAUCUAGUAACACAUGGAGGGACCUCAAGACCCUGUCUUAAAGCAGAAUACCAAGCUGCUAUGCUGACACAUUACAAAUAUACUCUUUGUAGUGACUUACAGUGAAAGAUGUGCAAAUAAGGCAUGCGUGGCACUUUUUUUAAAGACAAUAAAGGUUUGUUUUUAAAUAUGCAGAAAGCUUUUCCUCAUUGUAAAUUGCUUUAUCUCUGGUUUCCCUCUUAUGUAAAUUGAGGUGUACAAAACAUAUCUUAAACCUGUAAAUAAAUUUGAGAGUUAACCG
Podarcis lilfordi (Lilford's wall lizard) is the source of this 21276-nucleotide messenger RNA. The record is from the annotation of a GenBank genome assembly. Lineage: Eukaryota; Metazoa; Chordata; Lepidosauria; Squamata; Lacertidae.